This is a messenger RNA of Owenia fusiformis, 4305 nucleotides long. The record is from the annotation of a GenBank genome assembly. Lineage: Eukaryota; Metazoa; Annelida; Polychaeta; Sabellida; Oweniidae.
AAUCAUAAUCUGCAACUUGACUUAUAAGUAGGUUUAAUCGAGAAAACAAAAAGACUCGUAUCCAGGGAGUUCAUCCAUUUUGUUACAUUGACGUUCGGUCAAAGUAACAAAGUAUAUAUAGUCAAAGUAUAUAUUCCCUCCUUUACAUAAGUAAGACACAAAUUACAUUUAAGUCACGUCUUAUAGUAAAAACUCGAGGGUAUCAAUAACGUACGUAUUGUAGAUUUUAUGAAAUAUAUUUACAAUAGACUUAUGGUUUAGUUAAUUUACUUUUAUUACACGCCUUAUUGAAAGAUGUCGCGCAGUGCGUAAGCUAAAUAUAAACAACAUUUGACCUACUUCCUGAUUACACCUGACACAGGUAUGCUUUGACUUUGCCCAGGUAAAUACAGGUAAAUAGUGGAUACGAAGUGCCUCUUUAUCAGCCAUCGCGUUAAUGAAUAACCAGAGACGAUGAUUAGAUACAACCCGAAGACGAAAAACUUGGCUACCUCGUUGAAAAUACUCGAUUAUGACGAUGAGGCUCGACCGUAUGAGCCGCGAUACAAUAUGGCGACAGGCGGUGGUACAUUAGACAGCCAACUUCACUCGGGAGGUUCAAGCGAACUAGUAAACAGACGUGGACAGACACCAUGGACUCCGAGCAACUAUACUCAACGACAGGACAAGUGCCAUAGAUGUGCUAAACGUGUAUAUCCAGUGGAAAAAGUCUGCAUAAAAUUAGGCAUUGUUUACCAUCGGCAGUGCUUCCGGUGUAAAGUUUGCGGAAUACAGUUGACAAUUAAAAACUUUCAAUGGGUUGACGAAGAAAGCUCGAGCAUAGACGGGGAUGGAGCGCAGCGAGAGGUGUUCUGCGAAGGGCACGUGCCAAAAAAUACGGCGAGAUUCGGAAAAGAUGCAUUGGGGAUCCAGUCAGCUUUGCAUGCUCCUAAAGGAACAGACGCUUACAAUCCACAGAUCCGGGGCAUAUUGCAGAAAAAAGGAUGGGAAUACGACAACAAAGCUCUGGAGUUUGACCACAUACGGAAUCUGAGCCAGCAGAACACGACAAGAACACCUCUAAGAACCUAUGACGAUUUUGAGAAACAUGGAGUGUUUGACGCACAGCAGGCUCUGGAAGAAAAGCACAAAGAGGAAGAGGAUAGGCUCUACAAGCAGAUCUUUGAGGAGAGAGAGGGGGCAAUCAGAAAGAUGGAUGAGAAGCUUAGGGAGGAAAAGGAGAAAUCUGUUUUGGAACUCAUUGAGUAUUUUAAUAGGCGGGAGGAAGUUGAAGGCUACAGCGAGGAGCUAGACGAGCAGAGAGAGAAGCGACUGAGGGAACUGGAUGAUGUCUACAAAGACAAACGCGAGGAAAGGUUGAAGAAGCUGCUUGCAAAGCUCGCCAUGGAUGAACGUGCCAGGGUUUCAGAUAUCGUUGAAAGGCACGCACAAGAGAUGUUGCUGCUUCUUGCGGAUAAGGAUCGAGAAAUUCAGGCUCGAGAAAUAGAUGGUGAGGAGUUUCCUCCUGGGACUGAACCAUGGACCAAACAUCGGCCUGGUUCAGAGGCAGAACAUGGUGAUGAGUUAUAUCUCCCAGGAGAACAUUCUGGCGCAGAUGACUCCUUUCACUUGGGUGCUGAGGCCUCGGGCAUGUCCCAUGAGAGACGUGGUUCAAAUGGGUCUGGAUCAAGCUCCAUUUACGACCCGGACCAAGACCCAAGACAUCGUGGUGCCAGGCGUCAAGAAAGCAAAGGUGUAUCUAGGUCAGACUCCAAAUCAUCCCGCGGGCGAUCCCGGGGCUCUAAGUAUGAUCCAGAAGCAAGGGGCUCAACAACUCACUGGGGGACAGACAGUCUGAGUAGACGACGGUCAAAACGUCAUAGUUCAGGUACUCAUGAUGGCGACUUUGAAGAAGACGAUGACGUAUUUGGAGAUGAAGUCAAAAUGCGUGAGAAGGGUGUAAAAAGGCAACCUUCUACAGUUAGUAGUGCCACCCAGAAAAGGCUGUCCUCAAUGAGCCAACCAGGUUCUCCAAGAGCUGAAAUGCCCUUUGAUCAUUCCGUUGUACCGGAUGUUGCUCCGCCACAGUUUGGGAAGGAAAAAAUCUAUGACUCGCCAGAAAUAUUUCAGAAAUUGGAUAAACAGGCCAUCGAAGUUUCCAAACUUGAACACAACAACUUCACUGCAUUAGUAAAAGCUUUGACAAAAGACUGUGGAAGUGAGCUCGAAAAAAUAAGGGCAAUAUUCAGAUGGAUUACCGCUAAGGACUUAAGCAGGCUGCAGUUUGACCAGUCCAUUCAGUCUGACUCUCCACUUGGGAUUCUUAGGGGAAUCAAGUAUGGUACAGAGAGCUAUCACGACUUACUCAAGAGACUUUGCAGUUAUGCUGGUAUGCAUUGUCACAUUAUCAAAGGUUACUCUAAAGGUGCUGGAUACAGACCAGGGAUUCGUAUUGACAACAAACACUUCAGAAACCAAUGGACUGCAGUGUGUAUUGACGGGCAAUGGCGGUUCGUCAAUUGCAACUGGGGGUCCAGGCACGUCAAAGCACGAUCGGGACAUGACAAAACACGUUUAUUCUAUCGUUGUGACGAGUUUUAUUUUCUAACAGAUCCCCGUCAGCAUAUCCAUCAGCAUUUCCCUGAUGACCCUGCAUGGCAAUUACUUCCAAGGCGUCUGACGUUGGAGCAAUUUGAGCGUCUGCCAUUGUUGAAAUCACCAUUCUUCAACUACGGAAUGUCGUUUGUUGUGAAGACAAGUGCAAUAGUUCAUUCCGAUGACGGCAUCGCGGAAGUUGAAAUCAAGAUGCCGAAACUCGUCGGCUUUUCGUGUACCCUUGAGUUACAUGACCGCAAAAUGAAGCAAUUGAUCUUGGCUGGACGUACUAUGAUCAGAACAAUUGACAAUGUUGCAAUCUUCACGGCCCAUCUACCAAAAUCUGGUAAAUUUAUUUGGGAUAUUUACAUCACCGAUGACUGGCAGUCUGACUCUAUGGAGCACGCCUGCUCUUUUCUGAUUGUCUGCUCAGGUGUGAGAGGACAUCUCCCGAGAUUCCCAAAUGUAGGUCAGUUUGGGAGAACACCGCUGAUGCGACUAAUGGGAUUGGCUGAAGAUGAGCGGCAAGACCACGACCCUCUUAUUCUUUGCAAAAACGAAGAACUUUUCCUUUCGUUUGAGGUUGAUGAGCAGCUUGUAUUUUCACACACUAUGAAACUGUUUGACAGCCAUAACAAAUCGUUUGUAGAUCAAGAUAGGUUUGCUGUGCUUAUCCAAAUGGACGAGGCGAACUGUGUCUAUGCCGUGAAAUGCCCAACCGAAGGGUUCUAUGUGCUCUCGAUAUUCUGUACGGAUGAUCCGAAAGGCGAGGCCAUGGAAUGUGUAUAUAAAUACCUGAUUGAUUGCCAGAUGGCGUUCUCAGGUGCAACUCCUUUCCCUAAAACCUCCAGAAGAUGGCGCGACUGUGCUUUACAUGAGCCUCUUAAUGGCAGCCUGAUGGGGAGCGAAGAUGUGAAAUUCCUGAUUGAAUCGCCUCUAGCUGUUAGUAUGGACGUUAAACUCUUAGAUAAAUUCAUUCCUUUGAAACGAGAAGGGGACAAUUGGGAAGGCACCAUAUCGACAGGAGAAGAUGCUGAGAAAUUGAUGGUGUUCGCUAAAUUCAAUAAAAGUUCCAAUAAACUGAUUCCAAUGUUGGAGUAUGAGAUUAGACAUUCCAGGAGAGAAUCUGCCUUUUAGGGUCGAUUAAACACAAAGGUCAUUCCAUUGCGAUCAUUAUGCCAAUGACAUCACGAAUACCAUAGUAGUAACCUUACAAAGCUAUGUGUUUUUAUGUCACCACUUGUGACAUUGUUACAGUCUCCAACGUUUUUCUAGACGGUCUGCGUCUGUAACAAUCUGCGUUCGGCUUUUGUAACAUGUGGCGUCUAUAACAAUUUGCAAUAAUUUAAAAGGUGGUGACUCAUGUUGAUGCCUUAUUUAGAAAUUUAUGCAUUUUGAAUUGAACAGGGUGCAUCAUAAAAUAUUUUUGAUGGUGAGAACACCUGGUGCUUUUUUGCAAAAUGAUGUAAUACACAGAGCCUGGUGAUAAGUUAAUUUUAUGAUAUUUUUGAUGGUGACAAUACUGUAUGCAGUAUUAAGGUGUUUUCUCAAGGCAGAGACGCUGAAAUGGGGAAGUGAUUAUGUUAUAAAAUGUGAUGAUUCUGUAUCCAGAAAUAUAUUCAUACGUGCCAUAACAAAUUAUUAUUUACAAUCAUGUUCUGUAGUUGUAGGCUUGUAAUUGUAUGACUUAAUUUUAACAUAGACAAAAUAUAAAUGUGCUAUGAAUGUGAA